UAUAUAUAUAUAUAUAUGUAUGUGUGUGUGUAUGUAUGUGUGGAAACGGGAGAAAUCAUACAAUACAAUAGUUCUGUGAUUAGUCCUAUUUAUGAAAUUAUAAAAUUAAUUGAAAUAAGAACUCAAAAAAUGAAAUUAGAAUCUAGAAGUACAAUUUCAUUUUAAAUAAUUAAUAAAAGUAAAAAGAAAUUUGCUAGAAUCAUACGACGCAGUAAACAAUAAUUACAUAUGUCAUACAUACCCUCAAUCUUUUAAUUGUUGAAAUCUGUAUUUGGAAAUUGUACUUCGAAAUUUUUUAAAUAGAUAUGAAAUCGUGAUUAUAUAAUUAAUAUAAUAAUAUUGAUAUUAAAAUCAUAAAGUAAUAUAUUUAUAGCAUAAAAUGGGAAAUAAAUCUAGUCUUCUUUUACGUGAAGAAGAAAUAGCUCAAAUUCAAGAAGCAACAGGAUUUACUCCAAAUCAAAUUGAACGUUUGUAUAGUCGAUUUACUAGUCUGGACCGUGGAGACUGUGGUACAUUAAGUCGAGAAGAUUUUCUCAGAAUUCCUGAACUUGCAAUAAAUCCUCUUGGUGAAAGAAUAGUGAACGCCUUUUUUGAUGAAAGUGUUGCUUUUAAAAUGUACGAUUUGGAUAAUGAUGACUUAAUAUCUAAAGAUGAAUUAUUGGCUAUUUUGCAUAUGAUGGUUGGAGCUAAUAUUAGUGAGGAACAACUCACCAGCAUUGCAGAACGUACGAUUCUUGAAGCUGAUGAAAAUGGAGAUGGUAUGAUAUCUUUGGAAGAAUUUUGCAAGGUACUGGAACGAACAGAUGUUGAACAAAAAAUGUCUAUAAGAUUUCUUAGCUAAAUUUAUUACUAUAUAUUCUAAAAGAUUUUCUUUGUUAAUAAUGUUAAAAAUAUGAAAA
Vespa velutina is the source of this 899-nucleotide messenger RNA. It is a transcript of the gene elm, whose product is annotated as calcineurin B homologous protein 1. The transcript has 4 exons. The record is from RefSeq and is a predicted model, not a curated record. Lineage: Eukaryota; Metazoa; Arthropoda; Insecta; Hymenoptera; Vespidae. The coding region runs from base 380 to 841 and encodes 153 amino acids. Gene Ontology annotation, molecular function: calcium ion binding.